Molecule: messenger RNA, 4381 nt
Organism: Cydia fagiglandana
Lineage: Eukaryota; Metazoa; Arthropoda; Insecta; Lepidoptera; Tortricidae
Exons: 8
Coding region: 36-1715 (559 amino acids)
Biological process (GO): fatty-acyl-CoA biosynthetic process; long-chain fatty acid metabolic process
Cellular component (GO): mitochondrion
Molecular function (GO): long-chain fatty acid-CoA ligase activity
Source: RefSeq, a predicted model, not a curated record
AAGCCUCUCGACGCAUUCAUUAUUUAGUUGUAGUCAUGACCGCUCGCGUGUUGAUUCGUAACUCGUUUCCCGCGAUUAUUUUAAGAAAAAAACAUGUUUGGUCUAAUGAAAAUGUGGUCAGAUCGCCUUGUAAAGAUAUUGUUAUACCGGAGUGUACUGUGAACGAGUUUGUAUGGCGUAAUUUGGAUAAAUGGGCGAAGAAAACUGCUACGGAAUGCGCCAUUACGAAUAGAAGUUACACGUAUGGCCAGCUACACAAGUUUAGCCGAAUACUAGCCGCCAACCUAAGGAAGAAGUUUGGAAUAAACGACAGAGAUACGGUGGGCAUCAUAUCUCCUAAUUCUCCUGAAUACCCUAUAGUUGCGUUAGGAGCAUUGGAUGCUGGAGCAACGCUUACUACUUUCAAUCCCAUUUACACGCCAUACGAAAUACAAACUCAAAUCCAGCAAUCGGGAUUGAAAGUAAUAUUUGCUCACCCCGACACAAUAUCAACUGUACAAGAAGCGUUAGUACUCAGUAAGAAGCAAAUACCAAUGGUCUGCUUAGACUCAGGAACUACUAGAGUUGAGGGCACAGUAUCGUUCAAAGAGCUUAUAGAAGAUAAUCAUGUGGAUUUAGACAUUUUGAAGAAGGUUAAAGUCAAGACAAGCGAUGUUGCGUUCUUGCCGUAUUCGAGUGGGACUACGGGUCUACCUAAAGGAGUGGAGUUGACUCAUCGGAAUAUUGUGGCAAACUGUGCCCAGCAGGAUACAGAAUUGAAGCAUUAUAAUCCUGAUGCGCCAUACCAAGAGAACCAGCUACUGGUGUUACCAAUGUACCAUAGCUACGGGCUGAGCAUCGCCAUGGUGCACAAGCUGUGUGUGGGGAUAAAGCUGCAUGUGCUGCCAAAGUUCCAGCCCGAUACCUUCCUGAAGGCUAUGAGGAAUAAUAGAAUUAACAUUUUGUAUGUGGCACCACCUAUUGUGCUGUUCCUCGGGUCACACCCCCAAGUAACCCCCGAGAUAUUCGACCACAUCACUUGCAUGAUGUGUGGCGCCGCGACAUUGGCCCGGGUUGAUAUCGACAAGGUGUUCGCCAAAGCUCAGCGGGUGGUGGAACUCUCACAGGGCUACGGUUUGACAGAGACCUCACCGUUGGCUACAGCGAAUCCCCUCGGAGCUAAGGACUACACGACUGUAGGCUGUGCUCUGCCUAACGUGGAGUUACGGAUCGUGGAUGGAGAAAUGAGAAACUUGGGCCCUAAUGAGGUAGGCGAGCUAUUGAUUAAAGGACCAAACGUCAUGAAGGGCUACAAGGACAAUCUUGAGGGCAACAGGCAGGUGUUCGCGGAGGGCGACUGGUUGCGGUCUGGAGAUCUUGCUUCCAUUGACGAGACGGGCGGAGUCACCAUCGCUGAUAGAUUGAAAGAACUAAUCAAGGUAAAAGGAUACCAAGUACCACCAGCGGAGUUAGAAAAUGUGAUCAAACAGCAUCCUGCCGUUUUCGACGCAUCAGUUAUUGGUAUUCCUGAUUCUUACUCAGGAGAGAGGCCCAAAGCCUUCGUGAUGCUGAAAGAAGGGGCGAUUGUGACUGAUAAUGAAAUAAUGGACUUUGUUAAUAAAAGAGUAGCGCCUUAUAAGAAGAUAAAAGAUUUGUCGUUUAUCGAGAGCAUACCGAAAAGUCCGUCUGGUAAAGUGUUGCGGCGCGUGCUGAAAGAUAUGCACAGUAAAAAAUGAUAGAUAAAAUAACAAACAACAUCAUCAUCAUCAACAACAACAACAACAACAACAACAACAACAACAACAAGCUUACAAGCAAACAAAAGCAAGCAUACAAGCUUCACAAAAAAUUAUACUCGAAGUUGAAAUAAUAGAUUAAGAUAAAUUAUCUAAUUAAAGCUUGUAACGUGUAACGUAAAAACGUUACAUAACCUUGGUUACAUUUACAAUAGUUAAAUUAAAUCAUUAGAUAACUAAUAUCCUAAUAAAAACAUAAAUACCUUAAUAAUAAUAAAACACUUACCUAAAAUACACUAAAAUUAAAAUACAUUAACAUUAUAUAAAUACUUAGUAUCAAGUCUCAACUUGUGUCCUCUUUUCUGCGACGCACUGUACUUCGCGCAACAUUCCUUUGUUUCGAAGUAACCGGCUGUUGGCGUUCCCCGCCCCGCGCCCUGCUCCCGCGUCGGCCCACUCGCCAGCGCUGCCGGUCAGACAGAUCUAGCUUUCGAAGCCGGCGCACGUUCGCUUUGUCUCCGCGCAAGCGACUCUAGACGUAGCCGGCGAGUUUUAAAAUCGAAUUUUAGAUUUUUUCUUUUUCUUGUACUCGUUCAGUACUAAUUCACUAAAUUCAGUGUAAUAAAUCCCCUUUGGGUAAGUGUUGAACAUUUCUUACGCUUAUUCUAAGCAGGUAGAUUUGAAUGUUAUUUCUAACGGCUAUUUCGCUAUGCUAUUUCUUUGUGUGAUUUUGCUUGCCACUUAAUUUAGGUACUCUUGCAAUCAUUCCACUCUUAUUUCAUCUCGUUUUAAUUGCUAAAUUGUGUUUAUUUAAAGUCUAUGAGAUAAUUUAAUUUCCAGUAAUUUUUAAAUUCAAAAUUUGACCGUUAGAUCCUAUACUCAGUUUUGUUUUAUAACUUGUUCUUUUAAACUUAACAUCAGUGCAAAGUGUAAACUCCGUCUGACUGUACCAUUCCGCACAUCACCAAACUUUCACCAUCAUCAUCACGCAGUACUGCUUCCUUCUUUGCUUCUUGCCGUGCCGGGUACAGUCAGCGGAGACAUAUAAAGAACUUCUCUUCACACUAUGGAAAUAAAUUCCAGGGAGCCUAGUUACGGCUAGAACCGUAGCCGUGAAGACCAGCCGGCAGUUCCUGAGCGGCCCAGCUGACGUCCCUCAGCUCGUCCGUCUCCGUCUCCAAACCCGCAGUGGCUCCGGCAGCUUCAGGGGAGUACUUGCGUGGUGGAACUGUCCUCGGAGCAAAAUCAGUACCGGCCUAGAACCCUACCCUACGACCUAUUCGUGUGCUUGCGGCGGAGAAUAAAUUAGUUACUUUUCUUAACUCUUUGUUUAAUUUCCUCUCCGCCUACCCGUAGCAAACGUGUUUAUAAAUACGGCCAAAAGUAAUAAGUAAAGAUAAGUAGGAGGAUAGUUAAAGAAAGAUUAAGAUAUUUAGGAGCGUGAACUACUUAAAUUACUAAAAGGUAACUAAAAUCAGAACAAAAUAAAUUAAUCACUUCGACUGACUGGAAGAGAUGCCUUAUUAUGGAUAAGUUCGCCUGUACAUUGUAUAUAUUUUAUUGGCUAAACUACUAUAAGUUUGAGGGUUAUGUGUGUGUGUUUAAAGAUCGUCAUCAUAAAGUGAUACUAAUCUAUUUAUCAUAAGCGAUAAUUAACAAUGAUAAUUAUGUUGAAAUUAUUUGGCGUUCUAUGAAAUAAUACGAUUAAAAUUGACGUUAGGUAAAAACAUCAAUUACCAACAGGCCAAUUCGAACGUGCUCCUAACAUCAAAUCGAUAUUGAAAUUAUAUCCUUGCUUCGUUUGUUGGAUUAGAAAUAAGCACAAUCUAGUUUCACGUUAUUACACGUAAUAAUACACUGAAUUUGAAAGAAUAGAAAAAAUAUUGUUUUAAUGUAUUGAACUCCUUCAGAACUUCUAGACUUCUAGUGUAAAUUUCAUUCAAUAGCGUGACGAGCGUUCGCGUUUGCGUUGUCUAUUUUUGUAUGGGAUUUUCAACAGCGCAUCAAGCGGGACGUUUUCGAAACUCAAAAUCCCAUACAAAAUGACACUUAAUGCUAACGCGUACUUACGUCACUUUACACGGGGGGUACUGACGUUACCAUCAUUUACAAUUUUCGAUGCUACGGCGCCUGCUCAGAGCGAGCAGUCAGCUCAUAGCAGUCAGAGCGAAUGAACGCGCGAAUACUGAUAUUUAGGAUUCCAAAUCAAAUCAGAUAUGUUUGAUCGCAGAUGCAUGUUCGAAUUGUACUGCUAAUCUUAAUGACUGUAUUAAUGUCUAGGUAUAUAUAAGUCGCGUAUCUGAUUUUCAUGUUAAAAUACCGGAGAUAGUCUAUAUAAAAUUAUAAAUUCUAAAAACUAUUUAUUACUCUACAAUUCCAUUCAUACUGUGAUGUAGUCUUCAAUAGUUUAGCGUCAUUAAAAUGAAAUAUUUCCCUUUUGUUACAAUUUUACCGAUUUUGCUGUGCUACUGCGGCAAACCAUACCAUCUGAAUGUCCUCUGUACACAGAACUGCUCAAAUCCACAACCUCCUUUGAUAAAGCCUGCGCCCUUUAAAUCUACUGUAGAACUGCACACCAUCAAAGGUCAUUCUAUCAUUAGAGGAAACCUUACAGUGGAAAAGGAUAUACCAGGAUUUGACAAGGAAAUGUCAAUUUUCGCCGGAAA